Macadamia integrifolia is the source of this 587-nucleotide messenger RNA. RefSeq lists its product as uncharacterized. NCBI's taxonomy places the organism in Eukaryota, Viridiplantae, Streptophyta, Magnoliopsida, Proteales, Proteaceae. The transcript has a single exon. Bases 31 to 315 code for a protein of 94 amino acids. The record is from RefSeq and is a predicted model, not a curated record.
AGAGCUAAGAAAGAAAGAAAGAGAAAUACGAUGGAAAAGCAACCGGAGAAGCCGAGAGAGGAUGCCCAUCACCACCACCAGCAACGGCAGCAACCGCUUCAUAUCUCCCAAAUGGAACCAGUGACAGAAGGUGCCUACGGUGGUGGAAUGUACGGAACGGAGGUUGGACAACCGAAGCAACCGGUGAAGCCACCAGCCAGCGACACCCAAGGCGCAGAUGGGCCAGUUGGGCCCAACAUCGAACCCAAGCACAAGCCCCCUCCUUCCUCCGGGGAUCGAGACAUCGACAUCACCGGCCAAUCUUACAUACAAUAGUGUUAGAAUUAAAAACCACCGCUCUUUUUUAAGGUUGUGUUUGGUAUCUAUUCUUGAAAUAGAUUCUAUUUUGUUCAAAUCAUGUUCAUUUAUCUUUCUUAAGGUUGUGUUUGGUAUCUGUUUUUUGUAAUAGAUUCUGAUCUCAAACAGGUCCUUAAUGCCUGAACUGGGAGCCCACCUGUCAUAUAUUUGUAAGGAUCCAAUCCCUUAAACCGCUGGAUUAACUUUUGGUAAAAAAAGAAUUACCAUAAAAUGAGAAUUUUUGGUAAAAA